UUUCAGUUCGAAAACCACGUUUGGGAAACGUCUGUUCUGUUUAGCGCAAAUUUCGUUCAAAAUAAUUUGUGAAUGGAUUGAUUUUCAGGUACGUUCUUUUGUUCUUUUCUAAAUCCAAUAUAAAGUCUGUAUAUAAAGCCUCAAUCGUGUCUUGGUGUGCUUUUUUGCACAGAAAUAUCGAAGCUUCUUUCUGACCAAAAAUUCAAGAUGGCGUCCUACAUGGGUCCGGGUGCUGAGAUCACGGAGGAAAAGUUGCAAGAGAAAGGUGAUAAAGUGUUAAAUGUUUAAGUAAUAGAUGGACGCAAAAAGAUAUUUGUUAGCCCGAGUCGAACACAGUCUUUGACUGGGGGAUAUAUGCUUGUGUAGUUAUAUACCUCAGAGCCAAGUUGCAUGGUUUAUACCGUAUAAAACCUCCGACUAUAAGCUCUGGGCUUUAUUUACACUUUCGUAAGCGAUUUUCGAUGGGCUUAUACAAGGGGGGGGGGGGGGGGUGCUAAUACAUGGACGAUCUUUUGUGUUAGUAUAAACAAACAAGUCUGACCAUGUCAGACAUAAACAAGUCAGUCAUAAACAGGAAAAUAAGCAUGUAUUAAGCAGCGAUUACUGGGCUUAUAUUAAUUUGGGGACUUAUAUUCGGUAUAUGUGGAAUGAGGUGGCGUUAGUACAUGUGGUGGGCUUACAUACGGGCUUAUUCGGGGGAGGGCUUAUAGUCGAGGUUUACGGCAGGUCGUAUAAUAACUAUAAUUUAUGGUUCCUCCACAUGAUGGAAUAGCCUUAGUUACUGCUCAAAAUUUGCGUGCAUAUUAAUGAUAAAUCGAUGCUCGAGCUAGCAAUUUAACAAAAAUUCUGCAUCUUUAAAAUUAAAAACUGUAGUUGUUGCAAGUUACUAUGGUGGCCUUUGCGUCAUGAGCAUUGCACGCUUCUUAUUUAACUCAAGGACUUCUGAAACAUAUUUCCCAACUCAAAUUAUCAAAAAACAAAAUUAUGAAUGUGUUUUUUGACAAGUAUUGUAUUUGCUUUGAUAUAAAGUAGACAAGUUGAGUAGAACAUCUGUAGAACAGAUGAACAGAUGCCUAUAACUUGAAAAGUAUGGCACUAAUUAAAAAACGGAAACAUGAUUUUGCUCUUGUACUAUUGUUCAACAUUGAGGCAAAGUUUGGAAGGAAUGGGAUAAAAUGUCCAUGGUGCAUUUAUUUCUAUUUUUGUGGGGAUAAUCUGAGAAUAUUUCAUUCUUUGUAAGAGACGAAAAGACAUUUGGUGUUUUUUUUUUUACUUUGAAAUGUUCCUCUGUUAUAACCUCGGACUGUAAACAAAUCGGAUUCAAAGAGUGUUUUGGCAAGGUUUUUCGAUGUCAUUUACUCAUUCAGGGCCGUACUGAAGAGGCUAAGGUUGGGGGUGGAGUAUAGUGUCACACCCAACACCCUCCCCCCCCAUAGCAACGGGCCUGCUCCGAAUUUUCCAGAUGGGCUUGUAACUGGAGGUAAGACUAUGGAGGUAGCAUCACUCUACGGCUCGCUAACUUCAGCAUCCCUGAUACAUUUCUGUUUCUGUCUGGUUUCCUAGCUCGGAAAUGGCAGCAGCUCCAGUCAAAACGUUACAGCGAGAAAAGGAAGUUUGGUUUUGUGGCAGCACAGAAGGAGGACAUGCCUCCUGAGCAUGUCAGAAAGAUCAUCUGCGACCAUGGUGACAUGUCUAGCAGGAAAUAUAGACACGACAAGAGAGUUUAUUUGGGGUAAAAAAUAUUGAAAGUAUAAAAUGACAAGACCAGGCUUCAAAAUAAGGCCAUCCAGUGUUUCAUUUAUUAUUUAAUUUAAUAAUCCCUAAUUAUUUUAUUACCAAUAAUUAUAAAACUUGUUAAUAAUUCAUGAAGAAAAUUCAAAAGAAAUGAAUGUUUAAUCAAUGUUUGUAAAUCAGAUAAAGAUUUGUCCUGAUUUACAUAAACUUCAGCUUUAAUUUUCUCAGCUUAGACAAUGUUUAUUUUUAAAAUUACUUCGCCAAUGAACUCAUAAGGUGGGUCGUUUUAUAAGCACAAUAAAACAUUUGCAUCCGAUCUUUAUCUGAUAUACAAACUAACUCUCGCCUUCGGCUCAAGUUUUUAUAUCAGAUACAGAUCGGCUGCUCAUGUUUUAUCUAGUACAUAAUAAUUUCAUGAAAGCAGGGUAUGAAGUUUAAUAUUUUUCAGUACCCUACUAGGAUACCAGGACUCAAAGUUCUAGUAUCCCAUCUGAGAAUCCAGUAUCCCACUUGUGGAUACUGGUUACCAUAAUUUUUGGCAUCCCUGAACCAUCAGAGGAGGUAUAAAGUGCAUGUCUCUCAUUGUUAUGAAUUGCAGUGCUUGCCUUCUAAAAUUGCAGUGGUAGUUCAAAGUUUUCAGAAACUUCCAACAUUCAAAUGUUAAAAAUGUGCAUACAGUAGCACACAUAACGAUGGCUUACCGCAUAUACAUAUUAAGGCAGUAAUACCAUUAAUAUAAUUAUUUUUAAAACUAAAGUCUAACUUGUAGUGGUGUUCAAAGUUUAGCUCUGGUUUUUACCCAGAACUACCUCACCUUACUAUGAAUGCUUAAACUAUGUUCAUGUUAAUUUAGAGCCUUGAAGUACAUGCCUCAUGCACUCCUCAAGUUGUUAGAGAACAUGCCAAUGCCCUGGGAACAGAUCCGAGAUGUCAACGUUUUGUAUCACGUCACUGGAGCAAUAACAUUUGUCAAUGAAAUACCUUGGGUCAUGGAACCUGUUUAUAUUGCACAGUGGGGGUAAGUAUGGGUAGGUGUGUACUCCCAUAGCCAAAUCUGUUAGAUGCUCUCCCCAGACAAUUCAGCAAAUCAACAAAUUUAUACCCAAUACAUGAAAUGUUACUAAUUUGAUGUGAUGGGAUGUACCAAUCUGAAAAUAAAAAAUUCUACUUAUCACCCCACCCAAUAAUAUUUGUUUUCCCACACCCUAUGAAAAAUUCUACUUUGCUGAAAAGUAUAUACUGCUGAAAAUUUUGCUACCCUCCCCCUCAGAAACACAUCUCAUGCCUAAAAAUACACCCCCUAAAAAUCUGCACACACUGCCCCCUGAAUGAUUGGCACACAACUAAAAAAAUCUGCACCCAUGAAACAUCUGCCCCCAUGAAACAUCUGCCCAAAAAAGAAAGAUCCCGCAAAACAAUUUUCUCCCUUAAAAGAUCAUCACCUCCCCCCCCCCUGAAAAUCUGUACCUCCAAAGAAACUUUACCCCCCUAAAAACCAGUACCCCCUGACCCAUCAGGUAAUAUUGACCCCCUGUUAAAUUCCCUUGGUAGAACAAUGUGGAUCAUGAUGAGACGUGAGAAGCGAGAUCGUCGACAUUUCAAGAGAAUGCGCUUCCCUCCAUUUGAUGACGAAGAACCCCCCCUGGAUUAUGCAGACAACAUUCUUGAUGUGGAACCCUUGGAAGCAAUCCAGAUUGACCUUGACCCUGACGAGGAUUCACCCGUGUACGACUGGUUUUAUGACCAUAAACCUUUGGUUGAUACAAAGUAAGUUAUGUUAUUGUUGAUGUGUUUUGAAGAAGAAAAAAAUGAAAAUUUUGAAAUAAAAAACCCCUGGAAAAACAAACAAAAAACCUGGAAAUUUUGAGUCAGUGUGAAUUUUAUACAUUCAUUAGAUCUAACCAGGAACAGUUGUGAAAAAUGCAACUGUAGGCUCUGGUAGGAAUCGAACCUGCGGCCCUGCGAUUCUGGUGCAGCACUCUAACCAACACUCGGCAGGGGCUGGUUGUUCCACAGGGUUGUUCAAAGCUCAAUUAGCGCUAACCCUGGGUUAAAAUUUAACUUGCUGUUUUAGUUUCUGUAUUUCUGCACGUCCAGGGGUUAAUUAACCUAACCAGCUUUUGGACAACCGACCCCAGAACUAUAGAGGCCAGUUCACCCAGUUGUCGAGCUUUAACUGCAAGUUCAUGUUUAUAUGUUUAUACUGUAGUAAAGGUGAUGCCAAUCUAAGGUGUACAGGGAUGUCAGGGAUUUUAGGCAUCUACAGUAAAGGCUGAUUUCCACUGUUGCACGUAAAACUUUAAAUCCGUUUAAAUGUUACUUAUGAAAUAACCAAAUAAAUAAAGCAACAGAAUGGACGACUUGCGCUUUAGACUAAAUUUUAAUCUAAGUGAGAACAACGAAAUCUAUCAUCACAGCUGGAAAGAGCGUCUUGGAAUUAGUAAUAUUACAAAGUUUGGUUGCGAAAUGUUGUAAAAUACGGAAAAUAUAGCCCUUCAAAGUUGGCAAAUUUGUAUACUUUUGUAUUACGUGCGUGAAUUGGUAACAAAAUUAGUUACCAAUUUCCGCACGUAAUAGAAAUGUAUACAAAUUUGCCAACUUCGCAGGGCUAUAUUUCGCAACCAAACUUUGCAGUUUUUCUAAUUUUGAUAACUUCUUUCAGAAAAUAUCCUUUGUUAUUCCCAGAUUAAACAUUUUUCUAAAGCGUAAGUCGUCCAUUUAGUGUUCCGCAAGUUUUAGUAUCCAUUUGUUAACUUAUUUGUAAAAUAUUUAAAAAAAAUAGAAGGAUUCAAAGUUUUACGUGCGUGUACGUGCGUACGAAAAACGCAACAGUGGAAAUCAGGCUUAAGUUAUAUUAUGUUUGUUACAAACUGGAGCUCUACCCUUGCGAUAAACUGGUGCUCUACCGAAGUGAACCUGUGAAAUUUUGAUGACUAAUGGAUGCUGUGUAUGUUUUUACAGUAUUUAUCUUCGAGACCCUGUUUACAUGGUACCGGACGAAUUUGGAACCGGGCUGAAAUUCGGCCGUGUAAACACACGAGAAACACGGAACCGGGCGAAUUUGAGACCCCCUAACAGGACGAAUUCGCGUGUAAACAGGCGGAAAAGGACGAUUUUCAGGCCGGUCCCAAAUUCGUCCGGUAUCGUGUAAACGGGGUCUAAACAUUUGCCACUCAAAAUGGCGAAAGUCCAACAAUUGUGUCGAAAUAUAUGUUGUGACCCUCAGUUGCAAGGGCUGAAUAGAAAGAAGUACUAUAUUCUGCUGAACAGUGUAAUUUUAGAAGAAAAAAACAAUUUUUUUCUUCCAUUUGAAGAUUUGUGAAUGGCUCAACAUACAGAAAGUGGAAUCUGAGUCUACCAAUGCAGUCAACAUUAUAUCGCCUCGGAAAUCAACUUCUCUCGGACCUCGCUGACGGAAACUUUUUCUACCUCUUUGACAUGAAAGCAUUCUUUACCGCCAAGGCUCUUAACAUCGCAAUCCCCGGGGGUCCGAAGUUCGAACCGUUGGUACGUGAUGUAAGCAAGAAUGACGAGGAUUGGAACGAAUUUAAUGAUAUCAACAAGAUCAUCAUACGACAGCCAGUCAGAACGGAGUAUCGUAUCGCGUUUCCAUAUUUGUACAACAGUUUGCCGUUUAAAGUUCAUCUCUUGUGGUAGGUCCUAGUAUCAUGAUUGUAUCUAGUUUAACUCCCUUACAGGUGAACCACGUCAAGCGUUCCUCUUUCGAGUUCCUAACUUCAUUGCAAUUUUCCUCAUUGCCUUCGCAAAUUUGAAAAAUUCUUUACAAAAAUCCCUUGAGGGAAUUGGCAAUGUUCCUAUCGGCUGUUGCGGUAUUCCAAUACAGAGAAACGUCCUUUCACAUUUCCUGAUUUAAUAGACCUUAUGCAUAAUGACGUCACAAGGCUUGAUGCCCGCGAGGAAUGCUGUUCUUAGUAGUCAUCGCCCGGGAAAAUUCAACAAUUCAAAAUGGCCAUCAUCGAAAUUUUCCCAGGCGAUGACUACUAAGACCAGCAUUCCUUGCGGGCAUCAAGUCUUGUGACGUCAUUAUGCAUAAGGUCUAUUUUCUGACGUUCUGUUCUGAGCGUUGUCAUUGGUGGAAAAUCUGAAAAAUCACGCCACAUUGUCGACACACCGGACGCGAUUCGACAACGCGACGCGAUUUUUCGAUUUUCACUGACCGAUAACUUUGAUCCUAGUUUGAAUUUUCCAAAUUUUUAGAAGCGCUAUAACAUUUUGAGUUAUUUGGUCUACAUAUCUUUCAAAAUUUGCUCUCAUUGGCAGUUUUAUUAACUUUCAAAAACUAAAAAAUCGCGUCGUGUUGUCGAAUCGCGUCUGGUGUGUCUGGACCUUAAGCCGGUUUUCCACUCGCGAAUUUCCUCGCGCGAAGCGAAUUACUAUUGUUUAAAUUGAAAAGAAUUGAUUAAAGAUUUAAUUAGUUCCAGCCGAGAGCUCAUAAGACAAAAGAUUCGCGCGAACAAAUUCACUAGUGGAAAACAGGCUUUAAACGUAAUUGUGAAAACGGCGUUAACGCCGAAUUUAUUUGUGUCUGUAGCUAACGCCCUAAAGAGUAUGCUAAUCAUCUGAAUGCCACAUUUGUCAAAAGCGUUAACAGUUUGCAAGAAAACUUUGACCAAUUUACCAGGUGGUCAAGCCAAUACUUUCGGGGACGUGCUACGAAAGAUCUUGUAGCAUUGUUUGAUGUACUGGCGAAAGAAAUCAGAUUGAAAUUGCGCAAGAACGAUGAUCGGAGAAAUCAUUAGUUCUGCUUCUACAGUCUUACAGCUAACAAUGCUUUUUAGCUUCGUCAACUCUUAAAUUCAAAUUGUCAAACUUGUCAAACAAAGGUCUCAAUUUGCAAUCAAAAAGCUCCUCCAAGCUUUUCAUAUCUACCAUAGGAUCAGCCAUAAGACUUAUUAACACAUUAGAUAUUAGUAAAAAAUAAAAAAAACUUGAUUUUAACGUAGGAUUGAUUUGGAUUGUAACAUAACAUCACAGAGCAAAAAAAUUACCGCUAUCUUGCUCGCUGACCGCUGACAUUGAUUUCCACACCAGCACAGAACGCUCUUGGCAGAAUGUUCUUGGCUUCCUGUGUAUCUCUAGGGAUAGUUAGGAAUUCGUUAUUAGGGUACUUGUGUUUUCUUGUGGAUAAAUUUAGCGUGAUUUAUGGUACUCGACAGGACCAACUAAUUUACAUAAUAUACUAACCAGAUUGAAGAUAAUGUAUGCAAGUGGGCGAGCUUUUUAUAAUCAAAAUUUGUCGUUAAAUUUUGGCUGCAUUGCAAUGAUAUAUCCAUACUGGUCAUCCGAGUUUGAAGUAAUUGUACCCCUAAAAAUACAUUAAUGUUCCCAGGUAUCAUUAUCCAACCGUGGUGUACAUCAAGACAGAAGAUCCAGAUUUACCCGCGUUCUAUUUUGAUCCUUUAGUCAAUCCAAUAUCACAUCGACAUGCAGUCAAGGUGGGUAGUUGAACACAGUGGUGGAUUUAUAGAGGGGUGCACAGGAGUGUGGCCUUGGUCAACAGGGGUGCAAGGAGGGGGUGCUGAUAAUUUUGCCACAUUUAUCUGAAUAAUUUCUCUUUCAUUUUUGCAACAAAAACACAAUCUCUUGCCAAUCUGUUACUCAUGCAAAAAGUAUUAUUUAAUUAGAAAGUACUAUAUUUUGUAAACUUGAAAUUCCUUUCAACAUCGUAAUAUUGUUGAAGCGCAUUGUUAAAUUGAAUUGCUACAUUUUAUUGAAUUUAUUUUCAAAUUUUGAAAUUUGAAUAUAAAAAUUCAAACUGACAAAAAACUAUUGUGAUUUUUUUUUCUAAUUUUCUCAGAGCGCUGAACCUUUACCUGAAGAAGACGAGAACUUUGAAUUACCCGGCGAUUUCCAGCCAUUCCUGCAAGAUACACCGUUAUACUCGGACAACACUGCAAAUGGUAUUUUUAAAUCUACCAGGGUUCGUGCAAAAUGUCCUUGAAUUUGAAAACAAAAAUUCAAGGCCUUGAAUGUCCUGGAGUUUGUAAAGAAGUACUUGAGAGUCCUUGAAUUGUUCUUGCUUUAGUUUAUAGAUAUUUUCUAAAAUUGUUUGACAUUCAAAAACGGACAUUUUGUUGAGUUGAUUUUGCAUGUUCAUAUCUGACAAAGCUGUUUGAAAUUCAUUAAAGUUACGUUUUGAACAAUUCAACGUCGCAUUUUGCCGAUUCCUAACGCCUUCUCUUCAUUAUUUAGUCCUUGAAUUUGCUGAUACAUGGCCUUGAAUGUCCUUAAAAAGGCCGAUUCCUAACGCCUUCUCUUCAUUAUUUAGUCCUUGAAUUUGCUGAUACAUGGGCCUUGAAUGUCCUUAAAACCUUGAAUGUCCUUAAAAAGUCCUUUAAUGUUCUUAAAAAGUCCUUGAAUGUUCUUAAAAAGUCCUUGAAUGUUCUUAAAAAGUCCCUGAAUGUCCUUAAAAAGUCCUUGAAUGUCCUUAAAAAGUCCUUGAAUGUCUUAACUAAGUCCUUGAAUGUUCUUAAAAAGUCCUUGAAUGUCCUAAAGUCCUUAAAAAGUCCUUGAAUGUCCUUAAAAAGUCCUUGAAUGUUCUUAAAAAGUCCUUGAAUUUGAUUCUGCCUGACAUGUACGAACCCUGAAUUUCUAUGACAUUUCUUCAACAACAUUCUAUCGAAACAAACGUCACCACGGGACCGCCCUAACACAUAAUUUUCGUUAUUAGGUAUUGCCUUAUUGUGGGCCCCCAGACCAUUCAACAUGCGGGCGGGACGAACACGAAGAGCUUUGGAUAUUCCACUUGUUAAUUCAUGGUAGGCAGGAGAAUAAAAUAUUAUAAUGACAGCCUGGACCGACCACCGUUCAAGACACUUCAUCCGUUUAAUAGACCAUCAGUCUUAAGCCCUGGAGAGUUGAGAAGCGAGAGUUUGCAUGAGAGUUUUCUCUACUCUCAUGCCCCGGUCAAACGAGAACAAGAGUUGCAUGAGAGUUGACUGGAUAUUAUAAACUAGAAUGAGAGUUGAUGAGAGUUGAGAAGCGAGAGUUUGCAUGAGAGUUUUCUCAAUUCUCAUGCCCCGGUCAAACGAGAACAAGAGUUGCAUGAGAAUUGAUCAGGCUCAAAGUUGACGAGAGUCGAUGAAAGUGGAUGAAAACUCUCGCGAAGUUUGACCGGAGCGUAAAUAUUUUUUAACAUUUUUGGUAUUAUCUUCUAGGUACCAAGAACAUUGUCCAGCAAAUCAUCCUGUGAAAGUGAGAGUUUCCUAUCAAAAACUGCUCAAGUGUUUCGUUUUAAACGCAUUGAAACACCGACCACCAAAAGCACAGAAGAAACGGUAAGCGAUAGAGUACAAGCAAGCUUUAAAAAUAUAUACUUACACUGUUAAAAUUCAUCUGACUUGUCUAGCCCAUAUGGGUAUUUCAGAUGGCCUUCAGUCUUUCCUAUGUAAUAAUUUGUUUGGUUAGUUUGUCUGUUGUAAAAGUGUUAAUAUUGUAAAUUUUCUAGCUACCUAUUCCGAUCGUUCAAGUCGACAAAAUUCUUCCAAACCACCACACUGGAUUGGGUCGAAGCUGGUCUGCAGGUUUGCCGCCAGGGUUAUAACAUGUUAAACUUGUUGAUUCAUCGUAAGAAUUUGAACUACUUGCAUUUGGAUUACAACUUUAAUCUGAAGCCAGUCAAGACUCUGACCACGAAGGAAAGAAAGAAAUCUCGUUUUGGUAAUGCGUUUCAUUUGUGUCGUGAGAUAUUGAGGUUGACAAAAUUGGUUGUUGAUUCUCACGUGCAGUAUCGCUUGGGCAACGUCGACUGUUAUCAGGUGAGAUUUCGGUAUAUCUCGAUAUCAGGUUACUCGUGGAAUUCUAACAAGCAGGGCUCUCAAAGUGGUGGAUGUGGGGGACAAGGCGUGGUGGUGGGGGACACGGUGUGGUGGGGGACAAGGUGUUGUGGGGGGACAAGAUGUGGGGGUGGGGGUGACAACAUGAUAAACAUGGAAAGUUUCGAUAUUUAUUUUUGGUUCUAGCAAUUCUUCAAGUAGUAUUUUUUAAAUUAUGAAAGGAUUUAACUUAAAAUGAAAAAUUACGUCAUACCACAUUUCAUGCUUGAUUAAUAUAAUAAUUUGGUUUUUGACCAAAUUUUUUUAAAAAAACAUCGAAAUUUUUUCACAAAAAGGGCACCUUCGAUGUUAAUAUAGUAUUUACAACAACAUUAGCUUGUACAAAAAGGGCAUGCACUUUUCAUCACAAAAAGGCGCGAACAAAUUAAGGGGCACAUGCCCCUGUCCCCAGUUUCAUACGCCCCUGGAUAAGACACAGUCUGUCUGUAUCAAUGAACUAUAAAACGUAUUCUCAUUGUUCGAUGUGGGAUGAGCGACAGGAGACGACUCAGUGCAAGUAGAAUAUUUUUAUUUUCUCCAGCUUGCAGAUGGUCUACAGUACGUGUUUGCUCACGUUGGUCAACUGACUGGCAUGUAUCGUUAUAAAUACAAGUUGAUGAGACAGAUCAGAAUGUGCAAAGACUUGAAACAUCUUGUUUACUAUCGAUUUAAUACCG
Molecule: messenger RNA, 10246 nt
Organism: Paramuricea clavata
Lineage: Eukaryota; Metazoa; Cnidaria; Anthozoa; Malacalcyonacea; Plexauridae
Source: the annotation of a GenBank genome assembly